Messenger RNA from Thyridium curvatum, 2478 nucleotides. RefSeq lists its product as uncharacterized. The record is from RefSeq and is a predicted model, not a curated record. Gene Ontology annotation, molecular function: metal ion binding; methylcrotonoyl-CoA carboxylase activity; ATP binding. NCBI's taxonomy places the organism in Eukaryota, Fungi, Ascomycota, Sordariomycetes, Thyridiales, Thyridiaceae. Gene Ontology annotation, cellular component: mitochondrion. The coding region runs from base 1 to 2478 and encodes 825 amino acids. The transcript has 3 exons.
AUGACCUUGAAUGCAUUCCCCGUGCGCGAGCCGCUAUGGCUCGCCCAGAUGCCGGUUUCUGAGACGGGGGAGCGCCGCAUCCGAAGUGUCCUGAUUGCCAACCGCGGCGAGAUCGCGUGUCGAGUAAUAGCGACAUGUCGCAAGCUACAUAUCAAGACCAUUGCUAUUUACGCGGAAGAAGAUGCAUCUUCGCGCCAUGUCCGCGAUGCAGACGAGGCCAUUAGUUUGGGCUCAGUGGACCAGCCGGCCGGCAACCCAUUUCUAAACAUCAACCUGCUCGUCGACACAGCCGUCCGCGCCGGCGCAGAUGCGAUACAUCCGGGCUAUGGCUAUCUCAGCGAGAACGCCAAGUUCGCCGAUGCUGUGCGCGAAGCGGGCAUCAUAUUCAUCGGGCCGACGAGCACAGCCAUUAAUACUCUCGGCGACAAGCGAGAGGCCAAGGACUAUCUCGCCGAGCACGAGCCGAGCAUACCGCUGAUUCCCGGCUUCACCGGGUCUUCCCAGGGUAUACAGCUUGCCGACCUCGAGAGGGAGAGCGCCAAAAUCGGCUUUCCCGUCAUGAUCAAGGCUUCCGCUGGCGGCGGUGGUCGUGGUCUUCGGAUCGUGCGGGAUGCAUCAGCGCUGGCUUCCGAAUUUGAGCGUGCACAGUCAGAAGCACAGCGCUCAUUCGGCUUGGCAGAUUGCAUCUUGGAGAAGUACAUCGAGGCAGGGAAGCAUGUCGAAGUGCAGAUAUUGGGUGACAGUCACGGCCGCGUGGUGUCUCUAUGGGAGCGAGACUGCUCCGUACAGAGACGGCACCAAAAGGUUGUUGAAGAAAGCCCAUGCGCGUGGCUGAGUCAGGAGAAGCGCGAAGCCAUGUGCGCUGCUGCCGUGCGUAUCGGUGAGCUACUGCGGUAUGAAGGCGCUGGAACAGUCGAGUUUAUCCUCGACUUGACCACAGGAAGCUUCUACUUCCUCGAGGUUAAUGCCAGGUUGCAGGUCGAGCAUCCCAUCACGGAAGAGUGUACUGGCUUGGACCUUGUCUCCUUGCAGCUCUUUGUGGCAUCUGGAGGAAGUCUUGACAGCUUACCUCGAAUGUCUAAGAUCACCCAGAAUGGUCAUGCCAUCGAGUGUCGGCUCUGUGCUGAAGACCCGGUACGCGAAUUUGCACCUCAACACGGCACAGUACGGUUUUGGAAGCCUUCCACACUGUAUCAAAAUGACGUACGAUUUGAGACGGCAAUGGAGAGUGGUGCUCGAGUGUCCAUCUACUUCGACUCGAUGAUUGCGAAGAUUGUGGUCUGGGCACCGACGCGGUCCAUGGCGAUUGAUAAGAUGACGAGAAUCAUGGCUGACACGGUUUGCCUCGGAGUUCCGACCAACCAGCUGUUUCUACAAGCUUGCCUUAUGCAUCCUGGCUUUCACCGGGUGGACUACACGACGUCAUUCAUCCCGACGAAUCUUGAUCAUCUCCUGCAAAAUCCAUACGCAGCGGCGCUGAGACUACCUCAGGCGUUGCUAUCUGUCGUACCAAGCAUGUUUGCUCGUCAUCUACGCAAUCGAGUUGAAGGGGGACAGGCAGUAUUUGGCAGAGUCAGGAGGGGAUUCCGCAAUCAAAGAUUCGACAGGAUCAACAAGCCGUCCGAUAUUGUCUCGAGAUACGAACCGAAAAAGGGAUCAAGUGUCGAUCCGCAGAUCUGCAUAUGGGAGCGCCUGCAGUCUCAAGUUUCGCAAGAGGCUACAGCACUUGUUGCUCCACUUCCAGUGGUCAAACAAGAAGAAGCAGCAGCUGAUUCAAAAGAGUCUGGAACUGCCUUAGUGACAAAGUCCUACAAUGCUCUAAGCACCGCAAUUCGAAACGGCGCUCUGGCAAACUCGGCAGUCGCGGAACUCGCUGUUCACCAAACACAAAGCCGCUCACUUGGUCAAGAUACUGCCUCAUCAUGGUAUGUCGGCCGCGUCGAUGUUUCCAUCAACAAGCGCAAGGUGGUAGCCUAUGUCGCCACGGGUGAUGGCCUGUCAGCGGGUCGUGAGGCAGAUACCGGAGACUCAGUUCAGCUGUACUGCCAUUUCCCUGCCCUCGGCUCUCCGCUCGAGUAUCACUGCUUCUCUAUACUAUCGUACUUUGAGAGUCAGAGGGCAGCCAUCGAGGGCAAUGCUCAGGCCGACCCGGGUGUCAUCAAUGCGCCGAUGCCGUGUAAGGUCCUUCAGGUACUCAAGAAGGAAGGAGAUGAGGUAAGGAAGGGAGAAAUCGUUAUGGUCAUCGAGAGCAUGAAGAUGGAAAUUACGAUUGCAGCUGGGAAGAACGGGAAAUUCCACUCUGAUCUUAAAGAAGGAGUGGCCGUCAAUGAAGGGAGUCAGUUGUUUACUGCAUAUCUUGGCGUCGUUAUACAAACUUCGUUCUGUGCCCAUUACAAUGUUGCCAAGCGUGAUCCAACAUUGGGCCGCUGUAUGGAUCGGUGCGACCGACCCGAAUUUGGGGGCACCUGGGCUCCGUAA